Ipomoea nil (Japanese morning glory) is the source of this 1085-nucleotide messenger RNA. RefSeq names its product acidic endochitinase-like. Gene Ontology annotation, molecular function: chitinase activity. The transcript has 2 exons. Gene Ontology annotation, cellular component: extracellular region. Gene Ontology annotation, biological process: carbohydrate metabolic process. The record is from RefSeq and is a predicted model, not a curated record. Bases 62 to 931 code for a protein of 289 amino acids. NCBI's taxonomy places the organism in Eukaryota, Viridiplantae, Streptophyta, Magnoliopsida, Solanales, Convolvulaceae.
AUAAAUACCCUUUACUCCCCUGCAUCCAUCUCCCACAUCCAAGCUUCAAACUACACAAAAUAUGGCGUUUAAGAUCAUAUUUGCCUUCUCUCUUUUGCUCCUUUCCUUGGCUAAUGGGGCAGACAUCGCGAUAUAUUGGGGACAAAAUGGGAACGAGGGCACCCUGCGCGACACCUGCGCCUCCAACAACUACAACAUCGUAAACAUAGCUUUCUUAACAACGUUUGGCAAUGGCCGGACUCCGGUCCUCAACCUUGCCGGUCAUUGCAAUCCCGCUGCUAAUACGUGUACUGGCCUGAGCGACGAGAUCAAAGCCUGUAAGAGCCAAGGCAUCAAAGUCUUGCUUUCCCUUGGUGGUGGCGCCGGAAGCUACUCCCUUUCCUCCGCAGAUGAUGCCAAAAAUGUGGCACAGUAUCUGUGGGACAAUUAUCUUGGAGGGCAGUCAGGGUCAAGGCCACUAGGGGAUGCGGUCCUUGACGGAAUCGACUUUGAUAUAGAGUCCGGCGGCGGCCAAUUCUACGACGAAUUGGCCAAGGCAUUAAAAGCUUUUGGAACAAACGUUUUAUUGACAGCAGCGCCGCAAUGUCCAUUCCCCGACCAAAGUCUGCAAACCGCUAUAAACACGGGGCUUUUCGACUACGUGUGGGUGCAGUUCUACAACAACCCCAGCGCCGCCUGUCAAUAUUCUGCCGGGGACACCACCGAUAUUCUCAACUCUUGGAACAAUAACUGGUCAAAAAUUCCGGCACAGAAAGUAUUAAUGGGAUUGCCUGCUUCUCAGAAUGCAGCCAACAACGGUUUCAUUCCUGCCGAUGUUCUUACUUCUCAGAUUCUCCCGGCGAUCAAGGGUUCACCCAAAUACGGAGGCGUAAUGCUCUGGUCUAAAUUCUUUGACAAUGGCUACAGCUCAAGUAUUAAGUCUGCGGUUUGAUCAAACCUAUCCGAUCCGGCCUACUUCAUACAUCAUAAUAAACGUUUGUUUCUCCUUUUGAUGGAAUUGGGAGAUCGAACAUAAUAUUGUACUAGCUUUAAUUUUCUUGUGCCUAUUUAUGAUGCAUUCAUCAUAUCAAAUAAAUGUUAGUUUC